This is a messenger RNA of Humulus lupulus (European hop), 744 nucleotides long. RefSeq lists its product as uncharacterized. The transcript is spliced from 2 exons. The record is from RefSeq and is a predicted model, not a curated record. Bases 1 to 744 code for a protein of 247 amino acids. NCBI's taxonomy places the organism in Eukaryota, Viridiplantae, Streptophyta, Magnoliopsida, Rosales, Cannabaceae.
AUGGAGGAGAUACGAAGUGCAGCAGAGGCGUAUUAUGAAAAGUCCAACGAAGGAAAGCAACAGGCUGAGGAGUUGUACCAAUGGCUGGACACAAAACAAAAUGGUUUCAUAGGGUUCAAAGUUUAUGGGGAAAAGCUCUACAAUCUGAAGAAAAAGCUCAACAACAAGGGUGUUACUGAUCCCAUCUUUUUCAGUCUUCUGGACAAAAACGAUGAUGGGUUUCUAGACAAGCAAGACGUUAUCACCUUGUCAUAUCUUAUCAAUAAUGGGAAACUUUUGUUUUGCGAGAGCUGUGGAGCUUUUCUCAUCGGCCAAUAUUUUAGCUGCGUCAAAUGCUUCGCUUCUACAACCGACGGUUCAUUCUACAAGCUGUGCAGCCGUUGUUACCACCGUGAUAUGUUCGACCACCACGCAGACCACACCCAGUUUACUGCUGAUCUAUCGCUGCUCAUGAAAACCAGACACCACCGGGCUGCAACCAAUCCUUCUUUGUUAAAGGACCCUUUCAAAUUAAUAAGUAUAAGUUUGGCUACUUAUCAUCUUGUUAGUAUCACUGGAGCUACAAUGGGUACCGGCGCAGCUGUUGCGGGUACUGGAGUCGGAGUUGCUGCGGGUAGUGGCGUAGCUGCAUGGGACUUAGGUUCUGCUUCGGAUUCUACAUCUGUCGCUACAGAAGCAGCAGAUCCAAGUUCCUUUACAGAUAUCCUUUCCACAGUGUUUGAAAAUGUGUUGAAUUUUUUAUAA